AUGGCUGACCAGUGGCUUGAGAUUCGACAUGUCGCCGAUCUGAUCCUAUCCCUGGAUCAAGACUUGAGGGACCAAGCAAUCCACUCAAAUCUGGAGUACGAGUAUGCCCGUGUCCUAUUUGACCAGGCCACCCAGGCAAACGACCAAGCGGUCGUAAACGGGUUCCUCGCUCGGGGAAGAAUCAAGUUCGCGUGCGUGCCUGAGAGACAGUGGCGCGGGGCUGGGGUAGCCGACAAUUUCCCAAUCACCAAUUUUCUUGGUGAUCCCGUCGUUGCCCCAGACGUCCCCGGUGCAGCCCCUGCUGGAUGGGAUCACACUAUCCAACACUUGUUUGUGGAGGAGUAUCAACGUAUACUGGGUGAAUCCAAUGGCGAAGACGUGUUGGAACUCCAGUCUGAGCUGUUGACCAGAUUAUUUCGACGAGACAGAGCCAACUGCGAUGUCUGGAGCGAUGAAAAUGCAGAUGAUACCACCAACGAACACCAUGUUUCGAUUGAAGACAAGCUUCAACCUGAAUACCACUCUCAACGACUGAAAUAUCUCGUCAAAUUACCGCAACACUCCAAUCCUCCUUCGGCCGGUCGAUCCGGAAGGAUUUACAAGACCACCUGA
Messenger RNA from Exophiala bonariae, 612 nucleotides. RefSeq lists its product as uncharacterized. The record is from RefSeq and is a predicted model, not a curated record. The coding region runs from base 1 to 612 and encodes 203 amino acids. Lineage: Eukaryota; Fungi; Ascomycota; Eurotiomycetes; Chaetothyriales; Herpotrichiellaceae. The transcript is spliced from 2 exons.